AGCGCUUAGCUCUGGGUGCCGGGCUGCGAGGGCGGGCCUUGUCCCGAUUGGUUCCCGAGGAAGCAACCCUCCAAGAGCCUUGUCAUUUCCUGAGCGGAGCUGGGACCGGGACGGCCUCGUCAUGCUGAAACGGGCGGCUGCUGCUGCAAUCGGAGGAGCGCUGGCCGUGGGCUCUGUGCCCGUGGUGCUCAACGUAGUGGGCUUCACCGGGGCAGGAAUCGCAGCCUCUUCUCUAGCUGCCAAGAUGAUGUCGGCUGCAGCCAUCGCCAAUGGGGGUGGAGUCUCGGCGGGCAGCCUGGUGGCGACACUGCAGUCAGUGGGGGCAGCUGGGCUCUCCACUUCAUCUAACAUCCUCCUGGGCUCUGUUGGGUCUGCUUUUGGAGCCUGGCUGGGAGGUUCAAAAAAGACUACCACUUCCCCCCCAGAUGAACCCAAUGCUGAAGGGGACCAGCCAAGAGAAAAUGUACCCCAAGUUGAACCUCCAAAACCCCCACUCAGAUCAGAGGAUGAUGAGAAAUAAAGAUCCAUUGCUAAUGUGU
Ictidomys tridecemlineatus (thirteen-lined ground squirrel) is the source of this 539-nucleotide messenger RNA. Its product is annotated as interferon alpha-inducible protein 27-like protein 2. Gene Ontology annotation, biological process: intrinsic apoptotic signaling pathway; release of cytochrome c from mitochondria. NCBI's taxonomy places the organism in Eukaryota, Metazoa, Chordata, Mammalia, Rodentia, Sciuridae. Gene Ontology annotation, cellular component: mitochondrial membrane. The record is from RefSeq and is a predicted model, not a curated record.